This is a messenger RNA of Capsicum annuum, 6136 nucleotides long. RefSeq names its product protein LYK2. Gene Ontology annotation, molecular function: ATP binding; protein kinase activity. NCBI's taxonomy places the organism in Eukaryota, Viridiplantae, Streptophyta, Magnoliopsida, Solanales, Solanaceae. Gene Ontology annotation, biological process: protein phosphorylation. The record is from RefSeq and is a predicted model, not a curated record. The transcript is spliced from 2 exons. The coding region runs from base 3447 to 5450 and encodes 667 amino acids.
UUCAGUAUCAUCUUGUUAUUAUGGACUUUGCUUGUCAUACACAAAACUCCUUAAUUUGUUCAUAAUAUUUAAAAAUGAUCCUUUCUUGAUUCUUUGUCCCACAUCAACAAAAUUUCUAAAUUUAUAUAGUUCAGUUAGAUUACUUUAAGUACCUAGCUGCAGAGAAACACAAGUGAAAAGAAAUUUUAUGUUUUUCAUUCUUUAGAUUUAGUGAAGAAAAUAUAGUCCGCCGUUAGUUGCCUAGCUCGUUGUGUACAGGAACUGAACGCCCAACUCGUGGUAUUCUACAUGUAAGCCUUUCAAACUCUUAUUAAAGAUCUAAAAGUAGCUGGUGAAUGUAUAAUAUAUAUUGGUUCUUUGAUUAAAGAUCCCUUCAAUCUUUGUAAUAAUCAGAAGCACUGUUUAAGAAUAUGCUUAAUGUGAUGGGAAAUAAACAAAGAGUAUUCAUUAAUCGACAGAAGAAAAAAUAAGGAAACUUGUUGUGUCCAUUUUUUAAUUGGUUUGAUGACUUAGAUGUAACGGCCAGUUCCUUUGCCUGCUAGCGCCACGUUGCACCUAUUACCUAUCGGUUUUCCGUCGUUACUUCUCGAACGUGAUAAGACAUUUUGAGUCUUUUGGUGUUCAAAAAUAUGCCAAUAUGGUCUACUGAUCAAUAAAAUGAGUGAAAACUUUGGAGGACCUCGAGUGAAAUUAAUUUUUAUCAAUUACUUGGUGUGAUUGGCUAGAUGAAGUAGCUUUGAUGUAUUAUAUAAAACAAAAAUCAUUGAGAAUAUUUAUAUUUUGUCAUGGGCUGGUCAUUGUCAGGAUGUUUGCUCAUAGUUUUCGUGUAUGGGCUACGACGACAUGGCCCUUACUUUGGAUGCAUGGGCUGAACUGAUAGAUCAUGUGAUUAGCAAUAUUUUCCACGCAUUACAUGUUACUAUAUUUUGGACUACACUAUUAUAUGAAUUUCGAAAUAAUUAGCAUAACUUAAAGAUUCAUGGGAUGUACUCUUCUUGUGAAACGUGUCACCUUGUGCAGUAUUUUAAAUUACCAGGCAUAAACUCCAAGAGAAUCAUGUAUAGUUUUGGGAGAUUUUAAGAAGUGAUUCGAUGAACGUAACCGAUACAAUUAGUCUGCCUGAAAAUACGUUGACCAUACGAAAAAAAUAUGAAAAGUCUCUAGAUGGGAGUUGAAAAAGAUCACCCUGAUGAUAAUAUUUUGAUUCUCGUAGAUAUUGCUGCUGAAGUUGGUAUCAAUUUUACAAUAAAAAUAAGAUGCGUUAUUGUUUUCACGUAUGUGCUUAUUUCUUCUAGGAACUUUAGACUCCUAAGUUGAAUCGGAUGCACAGUUUCAGCUGUGCCCAAUUUGCUUAACUAGUACUACUAGUACAAUUAACUUGAUUCCUGCCAAAGAAUGUGAUGUACAUUUCAAAGUUCAAAGUUAAUGAGAAGCAAAAAUAUUAGAUGAUUUCUUUCACUUGAACAAAGUUACAUGCAGGUGGAAGAUAACAGAUACAUCACACCAAAUAAUAGUAGCGGUCAACUUGUCCCCAAACACACAUUAUCAGGAAUUUUUUAAAAAAAAUUUAUUGCUCAUAGAUAUGCGUGACACUUGGCAUUCGAUAGAUGGUAUUGGUAGCUAACUCUUCCAUCAGAAUAUCCCUCACAAAUCUAACUGGGGAAUGCAUGAAUUUGCAAAGGGAGAUGCUUUUCGUGAACGAUGAAUUAAUAAAACUCUUCUCCAAAUUUCAACUUAUAUAUAUAUAUAUUACUACUAGGUCAUGGUCAUGUGGGUUACGUUUAUCGACAAACAUAACCUUUUUUCAAGUUGGCCUCAAAAAUUGGACAGCUCUCGUUACCCUCACUUUCUGUAUGUGCCUUUUUCAUUUCUUUGUUUAUCUACAGCUUGUUCAAUGUCAAUGGUGCUGGGCACGUGGUCUCACGUGCAAUAUUCUUUCUUCCAUCUUUUCUCCCCAAAAAGAAAAAAGAAAGGGAGAAUCGUCGAGAAAACAUGAUGGACAAGGUAAAUACUUACUGGCACUCUAUGUAACUAAAUUUAAAAUGUAAAUUUAUUACAAAUAAAUGAUUUAAUAAGGUGAUGAUAUUGCAUGUUGAUUAACAACAAUUAAUUGCUAAAAGUCUAUGUAUUAGAAGAAUAGAUUUGGGUUUAACUCAACCUCAAAAGCAAGUUCAUGGAUUGCCCAAGUUCAUAUAAGGAGACCAAUUACCCAUCCAUUUUCCGAUGUGGAAUACUUAACAAUUUUUUUAGUUGUAUUUCUUAAUCAUGGGCAGAACUAGUGUUUCUAAUUAUGGGUUUAGCAGGACUCAAUAAUUUUGACCAAAAUUUUAUAUUUGUAUUACAAAUACAUUUAAUAUGUAUAAAUAAUUUAUUUAGAAUCCGGCCUUUGUAGAAUUGAGAACUCAUAAACUUCAAAUCCUAAAUUUUUCUUUUGGUAUAAUAUAGUACUUUUCUUUUUAAACCACAGAAAUGGUUCUGAGUGAUAUGUUGGCUAUAUAAAGGUGUAGAUGGAAUUUCGAGUCAUCCAUCUUUUAACUUGAAGUGUCCUUUAAAUGCCUCAUCUUUAGGAUGCAAAGGAGAUCUCUAUUGGCACCUAAUGCUUGUCCAUUGUACAUCUUCCUUAUCGCCCCUUAAGAAAAGGAGAUCAUAUUUAUCACACUUCAAUAUUUAUUAAUUAAUUCUUUGAAACAUCACUCUUUCUUAAACGUCAUUUCGAUUUAAUUGAAUUAAGGAACUAAAUGAUAUAUUGGCCAUGACUUCACCUACAAAUCCUUUAGUCAUUAUUUCAGGAAUUGAAGUUUGAUCAUCACUAGUUCUAAUUUACAUCCAUUCAGUAGGCAAAAUGUGGGACAAGUGUGGUUAACUCUUGUUAUUUUUUCUUCAUGUAAAUGUUACCAAGUGAGCACAUUACAUAUAUAGCUAACUUCACUUUAGAAAAUUAGUUAUCCCACUCCCCUCUCCUGUAAAAACACAUUGCCCCGUACGAGGGGUCGUCCCGACCGUCCCAUUGGUCAAUUACAACUUACUAGUAACUUUGUUUUUUUUUAAAAAAAAAAAAACUUUUAACAGAUUUUCAUUGUUUACUUGGUUUUCCUACCACCCAAUGCAUGUACAUUCAUUUGUUGCUCAAUUCUUCUUGACCUUUUUCCAAGUGCAUGUAUGCGCAUAAACAAAUUGACAAGUCUUGAAAACCAAAAGGAAUUUGUUAAAAUGGUUGAGGGGAUAAUCAUGACGGUUAGCCAUUUAAAAUGUUAAAAAAAGAGUUGCCACAUACAAGAAUUGUAGCAUCCAAGACUCUUGUCUGAGAAAGAAAUUCUACCUUUUUAUACGCCGAUUUGUACAGAUCCAAAAUAUUCAUUUCUUAUAGUAUAUCCCUGCAACAAUAGACCAACCUUUUUAUACCCUGCCAUAGAGUGGUCCUUGUCCUUCACUUAAUUAAUUAAACUAUGAUAGUCCAUCUUCAGUUCCGGGCUUUUGUAUUUUUCUUCUUUGUUGCUGUUUCGGCUCUUGGAGAGGACUUACUGAGCUGCGAGUCGAAAUCUCCAGCUGCUUCUGGCUAUCGAUGUGACCGUAACGUGCAGCCAUUGCAAUGUGGGACAUUUGCGGUUCUUCGGACUAAUUCAUAUUACUCUUCACUUUUCAAUCUGAGCUCUUAUUUGGGUAUCAAUCGAUACGUUUUAGGAGAAGCAAAUGGCUUUUCUGCUGAUACAGAGUUUCUUGCUAUCGAUCAGCCUUUAGUAAUUCCAUUAGAUUGUAAGUGCAUUGGUGGUUUCUUUGAAGCAGAGCUAACAAAGACUACUACCAAAGGCGAGAGCUUUAACAGCAUUGCUCAAUCUUUGGAAGGUUUAACGAGUUGCAAAGCCAUUCAUGAGAAAAAUCCAAAUGUUACUCCAUGGGGUCUAUCUGAGAAAACUCUGCUGUCGAUUCCAUUGAGAUGUGCUUGUCCAUCUCCGCAAGAACUUAGUCCACAGACAAAACUUUUGCUCUCUUACCCCGUGAAGCAAGGGGAUGCGCUUGCAGCUUUAGCAACCAGCUUCAAUACUACUGCUGAAAGAAUAAUUGAUGCCAAUCGAAGAUCGUCAGGAGGUAGUUUUAGACCUGAAGGACUUUCACCAGCUUCAACUCUUUUGAUUCCUCUUGAAGGUAAACCCAAUCUUGGAUCAUUCACAAGACCUCUGCAGUCGAAUUUGGGAUAUCCAGCAGCAAGCAUAGCGUCAUCCAAAGUACAUAAAAAGAAGUCCAAAAUGCGGAUGAUGAGAGUUUAUAUUGCUGUUGCUGUGGUUGCAUUCGUGGCAAUUGCCGUGCUUGCAGCAGUUUUCUUGUUCAUUUUUCUCAGGAGGAAGAAGGAUGAAACGAGUAAGGAAGGAGAUACGGAGCUACAAAAGUUAAGUUUGAGCGUGAGAACUACCAGUGAAAAGAAAGUUUCAUUCGAGGGGUCUCAAAAUGAUCUUGAUGGUCAGAUUAUUGAUGCAACCUCACAUAAGCUAUUGGUUGAGACCUACACAAUUGAAGAUAUAAAGAAGGCAACCGAGGAAUUCGAUUCCUCCAAUCUUAUUGAGGAUUCUGUAUUCCAUGGACGGAUCAGUGGUAAAAGUUUCGCAAUCAAACAGAUGGAGACGCGCAGUAUCUCAAAAAUAGAUUUUGGGAUACUCAACGAUGCAAUUCAUCAUCAUCCAAAUAUUAUCAGGCUCUUAGGGACGUGCGUGACAGAGGGUCCUGAUUCGUUCUUGGUUUUUGAAUAUGCUAAAAAUGGUUCAUUAAAGGACUGGCUUCAUGGUGGCCGAGCAAUGAAAAACCAAUUCAUUGCUUCCUGUGACUGUUUCUUGACAUGGAAUCAAAGGCUAAGGAUCUGUCUAGAUGUAGCUACUGCGUUGCAAUUUAUGCACCAUAUAAUAGAUCCUGCUUAUGUUCACCGAAACAUAAAGAGCCGGAACAUUUUUCUUGAUGAAGAAUUUAAGGCAAAAGUUGGUAAUUUUGGCAUGGCUCGAUGUGUUGAUGAUGAAUUUGCAAAAGGUUACCUGGCACCAGAGUAUCUUGAAAGAGAAAUCCUCGCCCCGAGCAUUGACAUUUUUGCUUUUGGGGUGAUUUUGCUUGAGGUUUUAUCAGGCCAAUCACCUAUAAGCAGUGGCGGUGGUACUGAAGGAGAAGAUGAAGCUGCGCUCUCUGAGAAAAUAAAGGUUAUUUUGGGGUCUGAGAACGCGGAUGAGCUAAGGGAAUGGAUCGACAGCGCGUUGGGAGAGAAUUAUUCUUUUGAUGCAGCAGUGACUUUGGCAAAUUUGGCUAGAGCAUGCGUGGAGAAAGACCCGUCAUUAAGACCAAAUGCUGGUGAAAUUGUGGAGAAGUUGUCAAGAUUGGUUGACCAAGUACUGGAAGGAGAGGAGCAACUCAUAAUCUCCGAAAGCGCUUGCAAACCUUUGUUCAAGGCUGAAGCCACCAGUACUACCAUGUGAUUUGUUAAAGUUACCAGCUUUUGUGAAUUGUAAAGUGACUACCUUUCAGGAGUUAAACUUGUAAAGUUUUUAUGAGUCAUAAGUUCUGGAUUUCCUCUGUACUUAAAGCAAAAUAUGGUAAGAGAGUUUAUUCUGCUUACUGUUACUGUAACUUGUAAAUAUGUAUGUAUCAAGUAACUAAAUCGCUGCUUUUGCUCAAUAUUUAUCUUCUUAUGUUUGCUAAUGUUGACAGUAAAUUUUCAGUUCAUCUCCCAAACAUGUUUCGACUUUUUAUUAUAAAUGUUUUUGCUGGCUGAGCUUAAGUUGGGUUCCUUGAUUCAAAGGACAACCCACAAGGUAAAAGGAUAAUGAUUACAGAUCAAAGUAGAUUCAGUGCUAUCACAGGUUGUCACACCCCCUUUUUUUUUUUUUUUUUACUCCCAAAGAUUAAGUUUUAAGGGUCGAAAGGGUUUUAAUUAUUAAUGUGACAAAAGAUGAAAAUUUAUUUCGAAAAAGGAUUAUUUUUAACAAUCAAAACUCAGAGUCGCCACUUGGCAUAAAUCGGGUGUGCUAAGUCACCCAUGAAUAUCAUUUUUCAAAAUGGUUUUGACUCUUUAAUACUGAUUUGCGAACAGAGAUUCCGGUUAAGUAAUUCUGUUGACCGAGGGGAAGGUGUUAGGCACCCCUUGAUCCCGUGGUUUGGCCAC